UCCAGACUGACAUUGCAAACAAAUGUGCGUCAGAUUCUGAAUUUCAGUUUCGUGACCCCAUUGCCCCCUCCCUUUUGAGAAUUUCUUAAAAUGUCAGCACGGACGCCAUUGUUAACAGUCAAUGAGCAUUCGUCAGACCAGAAUUGGCAGUGAUUGCUAGUUUCCACUGAAGCACCUUAAAUCACAACGGACCUAUCCACUGACCUGUAGUUUUUUUAACUCCUUGAAGAGGUUGGGAUGCAUUCUCACUCGGACUCCAAGGCGGGGGGGCGACCCAGCAUGCCGCGAUGCCAGAGCUCGGUUGCGACCACGGCGGACGAGCAGCCGCACAUCGGCAACUACCGGCUGCUGAAGACAAUCGGCAAGGGCAACUUCGCCAAGGUCAAGCUGGCCAGACACGUGCUCACCGGGAAAGAGGUGGCUGUGAAAAUCAUAGACAAGACUCAGCUCAACUCCUCCAGUCUCCAGAAGCUGUUUCGUGAAGUCAGGAUCAUGAAGCUUUUGAAUCACCCCAAUAUCGUUAAGUUAUUUGAAGUCAUAGAGACGGAGAAGACGCUGUAUCUGGUUAUGGAGUAUGCUAGUGGAGGUGAAGUGUUUGAUUACCUCGUCGCUCACGGCCGGAUGAAAGAGAAAGAGGCUCGUGCCAAAUUCCGACAGAUCGUUUCAGCUGUGCAGUACUGCCACCAGAAGUGCAUUGUACACAGAGACCUGAAGGCGGAGAACCUCCUCCUGGAUUCGGAGAUGAACAUCAAGAUCGCGGACUUCGGCUUCAGUAACGAGUUCACGCUGGGGAACAAGCUGGACACGUUCUGCGGGAGCCCGCCCUACGCCGCCCCCGAGCUCUUCCAGGGCAAGAAGUAUGACGGGCCCGAGGUGGACGUGUGGAGCCUGGGCGUCAUCCUCUACACGCUGGUCAGCGGCUCGCUGCCCUUCGACGGACAGAACCUCAAGGAGCUGCGUGAGCGGGUUUUGAGAGGGAAGUACAGGAUUCCUUUCUACAUGUCCACAGACUGCGAGAACCUGCUCAAGAAGUUUCUCAUCCUCAAUCCAACCAAGAGGGGAAGCCUAGAGCAGCAGGUAAUGAGGGACCGCUGGAUGAACGUGGGCCAUGAGGAGGAGGAGCUGAAGCCGUACGUGGAGCCGCAGCCCGACUAUAAGGACCCCAGGAGGACAGGUCAGCCACGCGCUGGCGCAGAGGGCUGGAAGAGAGAUGUGAUGCUGCAGAUGGGCUACUCUCAGGAGGAGAUCCAGGACUCUCUCAUUAACCAAAAAUACAACGAGGUGAUGGCUACAUACCUCCUACUGGACUACAGGAACUCAGAGAUGGGCGAGGGCGUCAGCCUGUCAAUCAAGUCCCGCCAUGGAAACGACCUCACAAACAGCAAUGUCCAGUCGCCUCCCCAGAAGGUACAGCGCAGUGUCUCUUCCAAUCAGAAGCCCAGGAGAUCCGCAGACCAAGGCUCAUCCUACUCAAAGCGCUCCCAGGUGGACAGUAAACACAGCGCUGAGGAUUCUGGGAGGAAAGGGUCAGGCGGCUCCGCGAAAGUGCCACCGAGUCCCCUCAACGCAGACCGUAAGAAGAGCACUCCUACCCCAUCCUCAAACAGCAUCCUGUCCACUGGUACGAGUCGCAAUCGGAGCUCCCCUGUGCCUGAUCGAGAAUCGGUUCAGAACGGCAAGGACAGCAGCUUGGCCACCUCAGGGUCCCGCGCCUCCACGGCCCCGGCCUCCGCCGUUCUCUCCUCCUCCUCCUCCUCCUCCCGCUCCCGACACCACAAGUCCCUGUCCACCUCGGCCCACCCCAGCCCCCCUGACCUCCACGCACAGCUCCCCAGCACCACCCCUCAGAGAUUGGCAGUAGCAUCUCCCUCUGCCCAUAACGUCAGCAGCUCCACGGUGACGGAUCGCACCAACUUCCCCAGGGGGGUCGCCAGCAGAAGCACUUUCCACGCCGGCCAGCAGAGGGCAACGCGAGACCAGCACGCCUCCACUUACAACGGCCCCCCCGUGUCUCCCUCCCUCUCCCACGGCAACAGCCAGGCCCGUCGUGCUGGAACCGGCAUCUUCAGCAAGUUCACAUCCAAGUUUGUGCGCAGAAAUCUCUCGUUCAGGUUCCCCAGAAGGAGCCCGUAUGAGGGAGAGGGUCGGGAUGAGGCAAGCAGGCCAAUGCUGAGCACUGCAGACAAGCGUGAGAAGGCCCCCGUGGGGGACGAGAACAAGGACUCCCUGUCGUCCUCGUCCAACGUCCCCAGCUCGCUGACCCCGCCCCCGCCGCACUCUCAACUGGGCAAGGACACCAAGCCGCGCUCGCUGCGCUUCACCUGGAGCAUGAAGACCACGUCGUCCAUGGAGCCCGGCGAGAUGAUGAAGGAGAUCCGCAAGGUGCUGGACUCCAACAGCUGCGAGUACGAGCUGCGCGAGCGCUUCAUGCUGCUGUGCGUGUCGGGCAACCCGGCGCGCGACGACUUCGUGCAGUGGGAGAUGGAGGUGUGCAAGCUGCCCCGCCUCUCGCUCAACGGCGUGCGCUUCAAGCGCAUCUCGGGCACCUCCAUCGCCUUCAAGAACAUCGCCUCCAAGGUCGCCAACGAGCUCAAACUGUGAGGGGUGGGGUGGGGAGGGGAGGGAACCGGAAGGGAAUUGGGGAGGACUUAAACCUUGGGGGGGGGGGGGACUCUCAAGCAAAGGACGGACGGUGGGGAACAGACGGCCGCAAAAAAGGUUCCUGUCAGACGAGAGGAGGAACUCGAGCUUUGAGAAAUGGAAGGAGCGGAGGAAAGACUUCAACUAACGGUUCAACCAAGAGAACUGAUACUAUAAGGAGGUGGUCUGAGGUUUCGCUUAAACAAGUGUGCAUAGACUUCACAGGGCAGAAGAGGUUUUGGUGUGUACAGAUUUUGAGGGGGUGGUUUGUUUUGAAGAGGUUUUUUUUUUCCAUUUGGGGUUUCCGUUUCACCUCUAUUCAUCACUUUUUUUGGGGAUGUCCUGUUGCAUGGAUAUUUUUGUUCCCUGGUGGUCUUCAUUACACCUCAGAUGUCUAAUUUCAGAAGGAGUGGAAUACGGAGAACAUGGGGUAGAAGGAGAGAGUAAUUAACUGAUUACCAUAAUGAUGUGGGUUUCCCUUUCUACACUAUAAACUCAAACUAGCUUCUGUCACUGAACAUUGUAACCCCCCAUUACUAUGCUCUAACCCAAGCUAUGGUAAAGUACCAUAAUACUUGAGCAUCUCACUCCUGGAUCCAGGUGUCCUGCAAAUAAACGGAGAAAGCUGCAGAUUGACGCUCUGAAUGUACAACCAUGAUGGGCAACUACACGUAUAUAAAUGGAGGAAGGGGACCUGAAUAAAAGAUUUUCAGAAGUUCCAGAGGCUUUGAUUGGCUCAGGCUAGAUAAUGAUUGACAGCAUAUGGCAGCUCAUCCCAUUCAGUGAUCUGUGAAGCUUCAAGUGCCGUCACUGCAGCCGAGGAACGGUGUCUGACCUGAGGCACAACUGACAGUUUGGAUUUGAACCUGAAGAACCUCUUCUAAUGCUCUAUCACUGUAUCACUUUUUCCCCUCCUCCUCCUUCCCCUCCCCCACAUUGCUUUUCUACAGCAGGGGUCAUUUUAUUUUUUCUUCUGAUUAACUAAUUAAGGGCCAAUUAAGUAAUUAUUGGUGGAUUGUAUUGUAAUUAAGAGUUGUUGGUUGGUUUCAAAGUGCUGCACUGGAGUGAGUCGGUUCCGUUGCCUUUCUGGAGAAAAUUAUUAAUAUUAUAAGAAUAAACAAAAGUUGAAUGAUUUUUCUUUUUGUUUUUGUGUUUUAUUUGGUUGAUUCUCACCUCUGUAAGGGGUGUGGCCUGAUCGUGUUUAUCCAACACUUCCCAAAGCUUAGCUAGGUAGACAUUGAAAUGUCAAUAACAUGUAUAUCACUGGAAAAGGAGGGUCUUAUUUUGUUGUUAAUCUUUUUUAUGUAGACUGGAACUCCAUGUAUCUCCUGAGAAUCAUUGUAACUGAGCCAGCAAAAUGGCUAAGUGACAAAUUCAAACUUAAAAUGUGUCUUCUGUCUGCCCCAAACAGUAUUUGCCUUUUUGUCUGUACAUUGCAAUUCAGUGCACGUCAUGGAGUUUUUACAUGCCUGUUUGUACACACGUUCUGUAGAAAUUCUACUUGUGAUUAAGGACCGGUUUUAUUUUGUCAUCUGUAAUUAGAGGUUGCUGAUAGGAUACCCAUCAUCAAUGUCAAGUUUCUGGAGUUUAAAAUUAGUCUGAUUUAUGUGUAUGUGGAAACUUUUAACAUUACCUGAAGACAUGCACACCACAUUAAAUUUUAUUUGUAUUCCUA
Anguilla rostrata (American eel) is the source of this 4315-nucleotide messenger RNA. RefSeq names its product serine/threonine-protein kinase MARK2-like. NCBI's taxonomy places the organism in Eukaryota, Metazoa, Chordata, Actinopteri, Anguilliformes, Anguillidae. Gene Ontology annotation, biological process: protein phosphorylation; microtubule cytoskeleton organization; intracellular signal transduction. Gene Ontology annotation, cellular component: cytoplasm. The record is from RefSeq and is a predicted model, not a curated record. Gene Ontology annotation, molecular function: tau-protein kinase activity; ATP binding; protein serine/threonine kinase activity. The transcript is spliced from 21 exons. The coding region runs from base 238 to 2601 and encodes 787 amino acids.